Harpegnathos saltator (Jerdon's jumping ant) is the source of this 917-nucleotide messenger RNA. RefSeq names its product mitochondrial ribosomal protein L11 (gene mRpL11). Lineage: Eukaryota; Metazoa; Arthropoda; Insecta; Hymenoptera; Formicidae. The record is from RefSeq and is a predicted model, not a curated record. The coding region runs from base 123 to 707 and encodes 194 amino acids. Gene Ontology annotation, biological process: translation. Gene Ontology annotation, molecular function: structural constituent of ribosome; large ribosomal subunit rRNA binding. Gene Ontology annotation, cellular component: mitochondrial large ribosomal subunit; ribosome. The transcript has 3 exons.
AAUGAAGAAAUUUUAUCGGUAUAAGCAGAGAGGAACGAUUUCUCUCUGGUACGAGGUUAGGAGUGGUUACGAGUUAAUUGAACUUUUAUUUCCAAGCAAGUGUUCUUAUAAAACGUUGAAAAAUGUCAAAGAUGGGUAGGAUGAAACUCAAGAAAGUAGUAGAAAAAAUCGACCAUUCAUCAAAAUUAUGUGUAAAUAUUGGUGCAGGCAUGGCAUCGCCUGCACCACCACUUGGUCCUCAACUAGGACAGAGGAAUAUUAACAUUGCAAAUUUCUGCAAGGACUUCAAUCAAAGAACAGCCGAUAUCAAGGAAGGUAUUCCUAUGCCAUGCAGAGUCAAAGUACAUUCAGAUAGAACAUAUGAUUUAGUGAUUCAUAAGCCACCAGCAACAUACUAUUUAAAACAAGCGGCUGGUAUACAAAAAGGAAUGAUAAAAAAAGGUGAUGUAGCUGGCAAAAUCACUCUUAAGCAUCUAUACGAGAUUGCCAAAAUUAAAUCUGAAGACCCACCUCUGGCAUUAAUGACACUGGAGCAAGUUUGUCAAAUGUUGGUUGGUAUUGCUCGCACAUGUGGUAUUGAAGUCGUGCGGGAAAUAGACCCAGUUGAGUACGCUGAAUUCUUAAAAAACAGAGAAGUGAUUCUCACGGAGUUCCGCGAGGAACUUCGAUUAGCCAAAGAAACAAAAGUGCUUAGGACUAAUAUAUAAACAUGAACAUAUACCAAACUUUAUACUGUUGUAUUGCACAUAUAUAUAUUUAGUGAAAAUGAGAAGAUUAUAUUAAAAACAUUUUUGUGUACUAUUUACUUGCGGAAGAAACGUAUUUCGAUGAAUGACUUUCUACAAGAAAUUUUAACCGAAUAUUAUCGUUUGACGCAUCGCAUUUUUAGAGAAUAGUAAAAAUAAUUAAAAACUUAA